AUGAAAAAGUAUUUGUGGAUGAAGAAGAUUUCAUGGCCGUGGAGGAAGAAGGACACUUCAGUAGAUGAGUCCAGUCCGCUCAUACCGAAGGCAGGCUCUGACAUAGAGGAUUCAACAAACCUUGACUUUCACACCCCCGGGUGUUAUGAGGCACGGUCAGACUUUGGAGACUAUGGACUGGACCAAAACAGCUCUGCGCAAGCAGUCGUCCGGCCCCGCUAUGGUUACACUUUCAUUGACUAUUUCCUCAAAUACGCCCUCUUCCUAUGCAACCUGUUGUUCACUGCUGUGGGCCUGUUGGUCCUGGGUGUGGGGAUGUGGGGCCUCGUCAGCAAAGAGUCGUUCGCCCAGGAGAAGAUCGGCAGUAUUGGCAGCGAUCCGAUGCUGAUCAUAGUGGGAAUGGGCUUUUUGCUGACUCUGCUCUGCCUGUCAGGAUGUGUGGGCGCCAUAAGAGAAAACUGCACCUUGCUGAGGCUGUUCUCUGGUGCAGUGCUGGUGCUCAUCACACUGCAGGUGCUGGCUACCAUCUUGGCUUACAGUCUGCAAGAUCAGAUUGGAAGCUACCUGCAGUCAGGGAUGAUAACGGCCAUGGUGCGCUACCAGGAUGAUCUGGAUCUGAGGUUCAUCAUGGACGAGAUCCAGUCAAAUCUGCAGUGCUGUGGGGCAGAUACUUACCGUGACUGGGAGAUCAAUGUAUAUUACAACUGCUCAGCUCCAGGAGUGCUGGCCUGUGGCGUCCCCGCCACAUGCUGCGUGGACCCUCUGGAGAACGGCACCGUGUGGAACUCUCAGUGUGGCGUAGGAGCCCAGCUGCUGGAUGAGUUUACCGCCCAGAGUGUGAUCUUCCUGGGUGGCUGUCUGGGAGGGAUCUCUCGCUGGAUCGAGCUACACAUGGGCCUGAUAGGAACCAUUGCAAUCGUCUUACUGGGGAUCCAAAUUAUGACUCUGUUUAUCACAACACGACUGUUAGACAGCAUCUACUGGCAUAAACUCUACAGCUAA
Molecule: messenger RNA, 1002 nt
Organism: Cheilinus undulatus (humphead wrasse)
Lineage: Eukaryota; Metazoa; Chordata; Actinopteri; Labriformes; Labridae
Gene: tspan10
Product: tetraspanin-10
Exons: 3
Coding region: 1-1002 (333 amino acids)
Cellular component (GO): membrane
Source: RefSeq, a predicted model, not a curated record